Nakaseomyces glabratus is the source of this 1623-nucleotide messenger RNA. RefSeq names its product Cti6p (gene CTI6). The record is from RefSeq and is a predicted model, not a curated record. Gene Ontology annotation, cellular component: Rpd3L complex; Rpd3L-Expanded complex. Gene Ontology annotation, biological process: negative regulation of rDNA heterochromatin formation; negative regulation of silent mating-type cassette heterochromatin formation. Lineage: Eukaryota; Fungi; Ascomycota; Saccharomycetes; Saccharomycetales; Saccharomycetaceae.
AUGCGAAGGGAGAUUGUGGAAGAAGAGGUUGAGGACGAAGGAGAGACGCGGUGUAUCUGUGGGGAGCUGGAACCGCCUGACGAUUCGGGGUUCUUCAUCCAGUGUGAGACCUGUAACGUGUGGCAGCACGGUGUGUGUGUUGGCAUCUCGAACUCUAAUGGCGACAAGCCGCCAGACAAGUACUGGUGUGAGCAGUGCAGGCCGGAGCUGCACCGGCUGUACUACACAAACGACACAGGGGAGCUGAGGAGCGCUUACAAGCUCGUGCAACCGACCAAGCGCAAGAACCGGAGACAUCCUUCGGGGAGCAGGGCUCGCAGGAACAACAAGCGGGACUCUACGGAGUACGACACUUCCACGGAUAACUUGGCAGAGGAAGAGUCCAAGCUGGACCCCGAGGAGGACUCCGAGUCUACAGCAGCAUCUGCCACCUCUAACACUGGAACUGGCCAACGGAAGAGGAGAAAGACCAGCAACACAAGCGACACUACAGAUGAUCUGAAGAACAACGGAGCGAUAGAGGAAGAGGAUACCCUGCAGGCAGGAUCACCAGCUAACGAAACUGAAGACACUACAAACCAGGAUCACCCACAAGCCCAGGACGACGACGACCAAUCCCGUGAAACUCAGCAGGAAGAAAAUGACGCUGUUAAGCAGGAGCCUGACCUCGGCGAUGAAGAAGAUGAAACGGGCCUCACAAACGACACAACGAUCAACGAAACUGCAGAUGAUUCGACUACCACUAUCGCUGCUGAAGCAACUACAGAAGCUGUCAAAGAAGAAGCCGAGGCUGAAACUAACGCUGAUGAUACCACAGAUGACCAUGUAACCAAUGCCACGAAAGCAGAAACCGAUAAUAACGAAGGAGCAGAUGUAUCUAAGAUAAUAUCAGAUAGGAAACGUGCCACACUCGUGGCAAGAGAAGAGAAACACUAUCAAUGGAUGUUGGAGAAAGCACUACAGGAAAGCAGAAAGACCUCAAACCAGGAAGAAGGGAACAAACAGGAAUCGAGGCCCGUACCAACAUCAAAGGAAAACUCUCCAACACCUGACUCUAACACUUCCAGAUCGUCUUCAAGAAAUAAAGACGAAGCUGCAAAGGAACUAUCAAACGAAAAGGAAACACAAGACAAAGUUUCGGAUGACUUACAACCCAAUGAAACUAACACCGUGUCUUCUGAGGAUGACAACAAGGCUAAAAAUCUAAGGAGGUCUCAAAGGAGUGGGAACACACCCAGGAACUCUGGCAAAGGUAGAAACUCCAGAAAACAGAAUAGCAAGGCUUCAUCUGCUAAUGGGAGUGAUAAUGAUAAAAACAAAACCGCAGAUAUUGGCAUCAACAAACCUGUUAAACCACGUUUACCGCCACCAAGGACCACAUUAAACGAGAUGAGAAGACGUGUAACAGCAAUCAUGGAGUUUCUAUCCAGAACUCAAUGGGAACUGGAGGCAGAGAUUAGAAACAAAGAAGACCUGACAAAGUUUGUAGAGAACGAGCAAUUUGUUAAAGAAACUGAGGUGAUCUUUGACAAUACCAACAAAAACUUGAGUUUAAUGAAUGACUUAACCAAAAAACUAAUCAAUUGGGAAACAAAGUAUUCAGUAAACGAAGCAUUAGAGUAA